AUGGAGCCUGCAGCUUCGUGUUUAGCUGGAUUCUUCAUGGCCUUUCUUCUCUUAGAGAUCACCGUACUCACCCAAGCUAUGAGCUUGGAUAUACAGAUUAACAUUCAGGUUCCAGAUGCAGAAGGGGUACUGGUGCAGUGUACUUCAGGGAGGUUGAUUCCACCUGCUGAGAUGACAUGGAGAGACAGCAAGGGGAAUAUAAUUCCACAUUCAUCAAAACUUGACUCUCAGGAUGGGUUAUUGUACUUGAAGAGCAGCAUUCUUCUGAAGAACGGAACACAUGGUCCUGUUACUUGUUCCAUUUACAAUGUAACUACUAAUCAAGAGAAAAAAAGAAGCAUUGUCCUACCAGAUGUCCUCUUCAAACCAGAGUAUAUGUCAUUGAUGUCAAGCAGACCUUCAUGUCCUGUAAUAUAUUUGAGCAUUAUUCUUGUUUUAUAUUGUCUCAGAGGAAUACUUGUUUGUUGUCUCAAAUGGAAGACAUGUGAAUUCAUGAGAGCUUCUAUUUUGGACAAUGCAUACCCACUGUACAGAAAUUGGCUGAGGGAUGUAUGCAUAAUCUUGGUUGUAAUGAUGUUAAUUUUUACUGGACUCAUUUUGCUUCUACUUGUGACUGUAAACAUAGCCAAAGAACAGAAAGCACAGUGCCAGCCACUGGAGGAUGAAAUCCUACCCUUAUACCAGCUUUCACAGGAGUCCACAGAACAAAGGUCACCAUCUCCGUUCCUCAGAGAUUGCAGAGAGGAAACAGUCCAGCUCUAAGGAAGUAUUGUAGAGGA
Peromyscus maniculatus bairdii (prairie deer mouse) is the source of this 779-nucleotide messenger RNA. The record is from RefSeq and is a predicted model, not a curated record. NCBI's taxonomy places the organism in Eukaryota, Metazoa, Chordata, Mammalia, Rodentia, Cricetidae.